Andrographis paniculata is the source of this 1508-nucleotide messenger RNA. RefSeq names its product protein PMR5. Gene Ontology annotation, molecular function: O-acetyltransferase activity. Gene Ontology annotation, cellular component: Golgi apparatus. The record is from RefSeq and is a predicted model, not a curated record. NCBI's taxonomy places the organism in Eukaryota, Viridiplantae, Streptophyta, Magnoliopsida, Lamiales, Acanthaceae. The transcript has 5 exons. The coding region runs from base 138 to 1379 and encodes 413 amino acids.
ACAUAGAAAAACCACCAUACAUUAUUAUCCCCUUUUCUCUUCUCUCUCUCUCUCUGGUGUGUCUCCUUUUUGGGCCACUUUACAGCUGAAAGUUGCAUCUGCAGUAUUCUUCAGUCAUUCCUUCCUUCCUUCCUUGAAUGGGAUCCCCAAAAUGGCCUCCAACUUGCGACAUUACCAUACCUUUUUUGCUGUGCCUUGUUUUGCUGCUGCUGCAAUCGAGCGUUUCGUCGGUGGUGUUGGUCGGGUUGAGGAAGCAGCAGCAGCAGCGCAGCCACAGUAGCAGUAACCGCCGGCCGAUGAUGCUUCGGGGAAACCAGAGCUCGUGCGCGCUCUUCACGGGGAGUUGGGUCCGCGACGAGACGUACACCCCCAUCUACCAGUCCUCCACCUGCCCCUUCAUCGACGCCGAAUUCAACUGCCAGAUGUUCGGCAGGCCCGACACCGAUUAUCUCAAGUAUCGCUGGCAGCCUGAAAAUUGCCAAAUCCCUAGGUUCAAUGGCGUGGAGUUCGCGACGAGGAUGAGAGGGAAGAGCGUGAUGUUCGUGGGGGAUUCGUUGGGGAGGAACCAAUGGCAGUCGCUGGUGUGCAUGAUUGCGGCGGGGCUGCCGCCGUCGUCGCCUAUUCAAGGCCCCACCGGCGGCGACCCUCUCUACACCGUGCGCUUCCUGGAAUACGGGGUAUCAGUGUCGUUCUUCAGAGCACCAUAUCUGGUGGACAUCGAUUCAGUGCAGGGGAAGAGGGUGCUGAAAUUGGACGACAUAAGGGGCAACGGGAACGCCUGGACCGGAGUGGAUGUCCUCUCCUUCAACACCGGCCAUUGGUGGACUCACAAAGGAUCCCUCCAGGGAUGGGAGUACAUGGAGGCAGGGGGGAAUCUGUACGAGGACAUGGACAGACUAGUGGCCAUGGAAAGAGGGCUGAGGACGUGGGGCCGAUGGGUGGACGCCAAUAUUGACCCUACCAGAACCAGGGUGUUUUUCCAGGGCACUUCGCCCACCCAUUACAAUCCAAGCGAGUGGAACUCUGGAGCUAUAUCGAGGGCGGCAGCAAUGUCCUCCAACUCCAAGAGCUGCUACGGGGAAACAAUGCCGAUGCCGAUGAUGGGCACGGGCACAUCGGGCACGUAUAUGUACCCGGACCAGAUGAAAGUGGUGGAGGCCGUGCUGAGUUCCAUGAACCCGCCAGCCCCCUUCCUACUGGACAUCACAAUGCUGUCGGAGAUGCGCAAAGACGCCCACCCCUCCAUCUACAGCGGCGACCUCACCCCCGAGCAGCGAGCCAAGCCUGACCACUCCGCCGACUGCAGCCACUGGUGCCUGCCCGGCUUGCCCGACACCUGGAACCAGCUCUUCUACACAGCCCUCUUCUUCUUGCACUAGAACACUUUUAUUCAUUAUUAUUAUGCUUCCUUACUUAUAAUUCAUUUUAGCCCUACAAAAUUUUAUUUGCUGCUGUUAUGUUAUGGUGUAUAUAUUGUUAUCUAUAUAUAUAUAUUGAUUUUAAUUUCA